Messenger RNA from Anopheles maculipalpis, 533 nucleotides. RefSeq lists its product as uncharacterized. NCBI's taxonomy places the organism in Eukaryota, Metazoa, Arthropoda, Insecta, Diptera, Culicidae. The transcript has 2 exons. The record is from RefSeq and is a predicted model, not a curated record. The coding region runs from base 65 to 529 and encodes 154 amino acids.
CUACGGUCUUGUGCGGUCGCGCGUUUCUUUGUGCCGUUUGUUGAAAGUGAAAGCAAUAAUCAAAAUGAAACUGUUCCUAGUGAGUGCAUUUUUCUUCCUGGCCAGCUUCCAAGCUGCUCGUGCCCUGCGUUGUAUGCAGGGCGUCGAAAUCGUGCUUCCAUCGGAUGAGACCACGGACAAGGACAAGGAAAAAAUGCCAGAAUUCACCGAGUGCGGUUUCGGAAGUGCCGGCAUCUCAGCGGCUUCGCUGCUGGCCCUGAAACCGAAUACUGCGACGCUCCCGUCGAAAGACUACAAGUGCUACCAUCUGCGAAUUGAGGAAUCCGAGUCCAAGAAGGCAACCAUCGUGAAGGGUUGCAUUUACGCGGCGCAGAAUGUGUGUGACGGCAAGUUCAAGGCAGACACCGUUCGUGAGGUGUUCUGCAGCCAGUGCGACCAGGACGAGUGCAAUUCGGCCCUGCGCUUCGCUUUCAACUGGAAGAUACUUAGCCUUACCCUCUUCACCAUUGUGUGCUUCUUCAUGAAGUAAUCUC